Messenger RNA from Oryctolagus cuniculus (rabbit), 6309 nucleotides. The record is from RefSeq and is a predicted model, not a curated record. NCBI's taxonomy places the organism in Eukaryota, Metazoa, Chordata, Mammalia, Lagomorpha, Leporidae.
GCCAACCUCGCUUUGACCCUCCCGGGGGCCUCCUUUCCUCCGCUCAGAUCUCGGGCUGUUCUUCUCCCCGCCCCGCGCCGGAAGCUCCCCUCGUCUCCCUCUCUUCUCCGGGUGGAUUAGGGGUUGGGGGUAGGGGGAUUCUGCGCCCCGGGCAGCCUUCGGCCUCAUCUGCAGACAUUUUUGGUUGUUGGCGAUUGCGGACGGGGAGACCGCGCCACUGUCACCCAGCAGGUGGUGGCCGGGGACGCGGCUUGCUGUGCCCCGCCAGGAGCAGGUGUGUCUGAUAGCAGUCAGGCAAAUCCAGCAGCCAACUGACGGGGCCCUUACUGCACCCUAAAUCUACAAGCAUCCCUCCAGCUCAGACUUGUGCUGAAACCUACCCUCAAGGUUCUCCUGUGCUCACUGAUCCUGGAUCCCUGUGUGGCCAGGAAUUUAGGAGUGGCUUGGCUGGAAGGUUCUGGCUUAGGAGUUUGAGGAGGCUGCAAGAAGCUAUCUGCUGGGGCUGCAUCAUCUGAAGGCCCAACUGCUAUUUGAGGAUUCGCCUCCAGGGGCUUCGCUGGCAUGGCUGGCGAGUGGGCUCUGGCUGUUGGCGGGAGGCCUCUGCUCCUCUCCACUUAGGCCUGUCCUCGGGGCUGCACGGCUGCAUUUACAACACAACAGUGGGGUCCCCCUAGAGCAAGCAUCCAGGAGAACAAAGUGGAAGCUGCAGUCUUCCAGGACCUGGCCUUGGACGUCACCCUCUGUCACUUCUGCACAGAGCACUGUGCCCUGUGGGGAUACGAGGACACGAUCCUGGUUCUCCCACCACCCUGAUGCCCAGGAGGCAUUGCUGUCGUCGUCACGAGAUGGCCGCUGUUGUCCUGUCCCCGGCUUGUGUCUCUCAGCAGGGAGGGUGCACGGAGGAGGCGCUGGCUGAUGAGUCCCUGACAGGCUGGUUACAGGACCUGGUGACCUUUGAGGAUGUGGCUGUGGAGUUCUCCCAGGAGGAGUGGGCCUUGCUGGACCCUUCCCAGAGAAUGCUGUACAGAGACGUGAUGCUGGAGAACCGCAAGAACCUGGCCUCUCUCGGAUGCCAUGUUGAUAAACCCAAACUGAUAACCCAUUUGGAGCAAGAAGACAGGUUGAUACCGGAGGAGAGAAGCCUUCUCCCAGACACUUGUCCAGAUUUGGAGCCUGUUCUGAAAACCAAAUGGUUAACUCCUAAGAAGCAUGCAUUCAAAAAAGAACAGUCUAAAGGUGUAAAAAUGGAAAGAAGUCAUCGUGGAGCAAAGCUCAAUGAAUGUAAUCAGUGUUUUAAAGUCUUCAGCACAAAAUCUAACCUUACUCAGCACAAGAGAAUUCAUACUGGAGAAAAACCCUAUGACUGUACUCAGUGUGGAAAGUCCUUCAGUAGUAGGUCUUACCUUACUAUUCACAGGCGAAUCCAUAAUGGGGAGAAACCCUAUGAAUGCAAUCACUGUGGGAAAGCAUUCAGUGAUCCUUCAUCCCUUCGACUGCACGUGAGAAUUCAUACUGGAGAAAAGCCCUAUGAAUGUAACCAGUGUUUCCACGUCUUCCGCACUAGUUGUAACCUCAAAAGCCACAAGAGAAUUCAUACUGGGGAGAAUCACCAUGAAUGUAACCAAUGUGGAAAGGCUUUUAGCACAAGAUCCUCCCUUACCGGACACAACAGCAUCCACACAGGUGAGAAACCUUAUGAGUGCCAUGAUUGUGGGAAAGCCUUUAGGAAGAGCUCCUAUCUGACACAGCACGUGAGAACUCAUACAGGAGAAAAACCCUAUGAAUGUAAUGAGUGUGGAAAAUCCUUCAGUAGUAGCUUUUCUCUAACUGUGCACAAGAGGAUACAUACAGGAGAGAAACCUUAUGAAUGCAGUGACUGUGGGAAAGCCUUUAAUAAUCUCUCAGCUGUUAAGAAACACUUGAGAACGCACACUGGAGAAAAACCCUAUGAAUGUAAUCAUUGUGGGAAGUCUUUCACAAGUAACUCUUACCUGUCUGUGCACAAGAGAAUACAUAAUAGGUGGAUAUAAACUACUGUGGGUAUUCUAUGGGAAAGCACUCAUUGAUAUCUCAUCCCUUAGACACUCUUAAAGAACUCACACCCGAUGUGCGAGUUCACCUGUUGGUACGUGACAAGUUACUCUCCAAAAAUUUGUGGCAUCAGACAUUAUGUCAAAAUAUCCAUAGAUCAGGAAUGCAGGAAUAGCUUAGCACUGCAGUUCUGGCUCAGGAUCUCGAUGACUUUGUACCCAAGAUGUCAGCCAGAGUUGCAGUCGUCAAAUCUUCACCAAUGAAGACUCCACUUCAAGAUGGCUCCUUUCUUUACCCUUCACCCUUCACCCUUCACCCUUCACCCUUCACCCUUCACCCUUCACCCUUCACAUGCCUGGCGAGUCAGCUCUGGUUGUUUGCAGAGGACCCCUCAGUUCCUCACCCUGUAGACCUCUAUAGAGCUGAAUGACUACACCAUGGCAGCAGUUUCUCCCAGAGUGAUCCAAAAGAGGGUCUGUGCAGAAGCCACAUCGUCUGUCAUGUCUUAGCCUCAGAAGGUCGUGAUUUCACUUCCAUAUUUUAUUGUUCAUUGUCCAGUCCUAAGACAGAAGACUGCACAAUGUAUGAGUACCAGGAGAUACAUCACUGAAAACCAUCUGGGGAACUUGUCAUGAAGUUAAUGAAGAAAAGCUUUUGGCACCUGUGCAUCCUUUAGUGACUAAACAAGUAUUCAGUGGCUGUCCUGCUAAUUCACUCUGAAGAGGAACCUUGGGAGCAUAGUCUACACGCUAGAGCUUUCAGCACAAACUCUCACUGUAAUGUGCCCAACAGUAUGUGCUGGGAAAACCACAGGAAUGGAAUAACUGUAGGAAAGGCUUCUGUGAUGUUUUGGAGUAGUCAUAUGGCAGUUCACACUAAGGGAAAAUCCUGAUGAAGAUGAUCAGAAUGCAAAAGCCUUCAGGGACACUCAUCAAUUAAGACACAUGGGAAAUCCUAAAAGGGAACACUCAUAAGAAAUGUGGAAAACCCUUCAGCAUAAAUGGUCUUGUUACUGAGCAAAAGAUCAGGUGAGGUAGUCUUACUAAAGUGAGUAGGGAAAAGCCUCAGAUGUUCUCUAAAUUUAUAAAAAUCUUUUUAACAUGCAAGUAUACACAUAUUUAUUUUUAAAAGUAUAUUUUGAAAACAAUGUAUAUACACAUGUCUGAACAGCAUGGCUGACCAUGGUGAGUUUUUGAGAAUCAUUUAAUGUAUUGACAAUAGUACUGGUGCAGACAGAGUAAGAGUUAACAGUAGUGUUUUGGGAAUACCAGUAGGGAUUGAUUGGGUAUGUAGAAAGAGCCUCAUCGUGGAUAGUAAUGACAUGCAAAAUUCUAAAUUCCCAUGACAGAAGUGGCCCACACCAUCCAAAAAGCCUCCCAACUUUGCUGGCACCUGCACCUGCAAGGGACAGAAGAACUUGGUUAUAAUGGGCACAGGGAUGGAGGACUGACCUAGAGAUAAACUCUGAAGAAGUAGGGUUAAGACAAAUGUGUUCAUACACACAUAUCCCACAGAGGAUAUUACAGUAGAGAAAAGAAUUGUACCCCAUUCAGCAAAGGAGCUCCAAGCUUCCCUGGUUCCUCUUGGCAUAAGCCAGGCCAUUUCAGUUGACUCACAAAGAUAUCAUUCAGUGUGGUGGGGGCAGACCUCUGGGUUAGAGCAGAUCUACGAUAGCUACUGCAUUAAUUGAACAUUCCUAAUUAAAAAUCCUGUUAAUUGCCAACUACAGAUAGAGAAGCCAAAAUCCCUUUUAGUCCAUAACCCAGAGUGUGAUAUAGUCAACAUUUUCCUACAUGAUAGUGGAAUCAAACAGGUCUCGAUAUAAUUAAAAAAAAAUUUUUUUUUGACAGAUUUAGACAGAGAGACAGGUCUUCCUAUCUGAUGGUUCACCACCAAAAUGGCCGCUAUGGCCGGCACGCUGCAGCUGGUGCGCUGCGCCGAUCCAAAGCAAGGAGAUAGGUGCUUCCUCCUGGUCUCCCUUGCGGGUGCAGGCCCCAAGCACUUGGGCCAUCCUCCACUGCCUUCCCGGGCCAUAGCAGAGAGCUGGACUGGAAGAGGAGCAACUGGGACAGAACCGGCGCCCCAACCGGGACUAGAACGCGGGGUGCCGGUGCCUGCAGGUGGAGGAUUAGCCAAGUGAGCUGGAGCAAUAUAAUGUUUUAGCAAGCAGACUUUUUGGGUAAAGAUAUUAGGUCCCAAAUGCUAAACUUUGUUCUUACUGGUGGAAACCAAGCUUUAAUAGAUUUUUUGAACCCAAACCAAGUCUCUAUGGACCCAGACUGUUGGGUGGAUUUAAAUCUGUCACAUUUAUUCAUAUCUUUAGGUUAGGCCCAGGGUAAUGGAAUUUAGCCAAGGUUCCCUAUUGAGUGCCAUCAGUAUUUGAAAAUCUUUCCUCAUAUUUGUUAGGACACUUGUGAAAAGACACACCAUAGAGAAACUUGUGAAAAUAAAGUAAUAGAGCCAUCUCUCAGUGAUGCCUCUAAUAUUAGGAAAAUCCUCCCUGGAUGUAAAACCCAUGAAUGUAUUAAUUUUGGAAAAAUUUAAGAGAGACCUCUUUUUGUUGUGGGUAUGGGAACUCCUGCUCAUGGAAAACCCGAGGUAUUUUGGCAAUCAGAGUUAGGAUGCCUCACCCUCAACUCUUCCUUGAGUGGCUGUAAAAUAACUUAUAGUGGGAUUGAAAAGCAUGAAUGUCUUAUCUAUUGGUUGGACCAUUAGUUCAUUAAUUUUCAAUCUUUGUUUUACAUAACUGUAAACAGUUGUGUCUGUAACUGUUUCCUCAGUUAGCCUUAAGUUAGCCUCAAGUUAAAGUCCAUGAUUUUGGAAAAUUUAUUAUAAUUUGCUCUUUAAAAAUAUUAAUACGGCCCCCAAAUAUUUUUGAAUAGCUCUUGAGUGCUUUUGUCUAAUGGUGUUUUACCGAAGUCUGUGAACUUAAUAUUCUUUUUUCCUCUUUCUCUUCUAGUGUGGUAAAUACUGUUAGUUUCUUUCCCAAUUUCCAUCCUCCCCUGCUUACUUAUUCAAAGAAAAACAUUUUGUUCUAGUUGUCCAUGAGCAGUUUUGAAAAUAGUCAAUUUGCCAGGCUCUCCUAAAGCUAACAGAGGCUUUGUCCCACUCUAGUAGCCAUGAGGAGCAGGUUGGAGUCAUUGGUAGUAGUGGGGGGACACCACACUUAUUCUGUUCUCCAUUCAUCUGAAUGUGGCCUCACAGUCUCAAACCUGCAGAACCAUUUUUGACCGUGAUGCAGGAAAAAAAAAAAAAAAUCAAUGAUUUGAGUUCCCCAGAGGCUUCUCAUUGACUGUAUCAGUUCCAGAUUGCUUGUUAGAUUCCUUAUGUAAUUAAAAGUAAUACACUUAACUAGUUAAAGCCAAAGUAAUUCAUUGUUUGUUUUUGAAGUUAUGUUCUAGUAACUUCCAGCUAAAUGGAGUCUGGUAAGCCUAUUUGUUUUACCCGUUUCAUGUUUCCCUGAAAAUGAUGCAUAUUCUCUAAUAUUUAGACUUAGCAUGUGUUUCCUUUUUUUUUUCUUUUUUAUUUUUUUGACAGGCAGAGUGGACAGUGAGAGAGAGAGAGAGAAAGGUCUUCCUUUUGCCGUUGGUUCACCCUCCAAUGGCCGCCACGGCCGGCACGCUGCAGCCGGCGCACCACGCUGAUCCGAUGGCAGGAGCCAGGUGCUUAUCCUGGUCUCCCGUGGGGUGCAUGGCCCAAGCACUUAGGACAUCUUCCACUGCACUCCCUGGCCAUAGCAGAGAGCUGGCCUGGAAGAGGGGCAACCGGGACAGAUUCCGGUGCCCCGACUGGGACUAGAACCCCGUGUGCCGGCACCACAAGGUGGAGGAUUAGCCUAGUGAGCCGCUGCGCCGGCCUAGCAUGUGUUUUCAAAUAUAGUAUGUGCAUCAGAUUUUUUUCUUUAUUCAUCAAUAGAGGUGUUGUAAAGUCUUUCAUUAUGAUUGUGGAUUAAUGUUCCUUCUGUAAUUCUGUCAUUUUUGAUUUACAUAUUUUAUAUGCUAUAACUGCAUACAGAUUAGAUAUUAUAUGAUUUGUUUUUUUAUGUGUAGGGACCAUAUUUUUACAUGUGAAAGUAUUAUAAUGCAUUAAUAAUAGAUAGUUAAGCAUUCAUGUAGUACUUCCCAUGUAACAAGCACUCUCCUGAAUGCCUUAUGACUAUUAAUAAGUGAGUGCUCAUUAUCAUUAUAAUUGUUAUGUAUAAUUAUAUUACUAUUUUUAUAAUUAUAAUAUGUACAUUUAUUAUCCCCAUCUUGUGGAUGAUAAAACAGGUAUGAUGUG